AUGGCCGUCGAGUACAAACGCAUCCUCUUCGACAUCCAGCGCAGGGAAGGGAACAAGAACUGCAUGGAUUGCAACGCGCCCAACCCACAAUGGGCUAGUUGCAAUCUGGGUAUCUUCAUCUGCUUGGAGUGCUCAGGGGUUCAUCGCUCCCUUGGUGUUCACAUCAGUUUUGUGCGUUCCAUAUCCAUGGACAAGUGGUCGGAUGAUCAGCUCAAGAAGAUGGAACUCGGAGGCAACAUCAAGGCCAAGGACUUUUUUGAGGCGAGCCCCGACUUCUACCAGGGAAUGUCGAUCAAGGAAAAGUACAGCAGCGUCUUUUCAACCCAAUACAAGGAGAAGUUGGCUGCACUUUGCGAGGGACGUCCAUGGACCCCUUCGACAUCAGCGGCGCGUGCACCGAUCCGCCCCAACUCGGCCACCAGCAACCGAUCUGGCUCUCCUGCCUCCAACCAACAAGCAUUCGGCUCCAGAAGCAAUAACAGCGGUUUCAACAGCAACGGCUCAAACGGAUACAACAGCCCCAGCAACGGAUACAACUCUCCUUCACCAGGAGGCAGCAUUGGCGGUAACAACGGAGGAAUGGCCCCGUUGACGGACAAGCAGAGAAACGAAACCUAUUUCAACCGACUUGGAUCAGAAAACUCACAGCGUUCGGAAAACUUGCCUCCUAGUCAGGGUGGCAAGUAUGGUGGUUUCGGAAACACGCCUGCUCCUUCAGCCCACAAUGAGACCUUGGAUGUUAACGAUAUCUUGAACGACCCUGCUGCAGCGUUGUCGAAGGGUUGGUCAUUGCUGUCGACCACCUUGGUCGCUGGUGCCAACAUGAUCAACGAGAAUGUGAUCAAGCCUACCGCCGCCACUGUUACCGAUCCCGACUUUCAGAACAAGGUUGGCGGUUAUGUCUCUUCCAUUGGACAAAAGGUUCAGGAAGGCGGUCGUUCUUUGGGCACAAUGGUGAACUCGCAGAUCAACCCUCAGGCUGGUGCAGCUUCGCGUUCCAACAGUCGUUACGGCGGAUUUGGAUCUUCAGACUACCAGCAAGGAGGCGGCAAUGGCGGCGGCGGCGGCGGCGAUGAUUUCUUCAACUCGACUAUGAACCAUUACGAACAAAAGAACCAGCCCCCUGUUCGUAACAACAACAACUCUUCACCCGGACCUUAUAACAGCAACGGUAACAGCAGCAACAACAACGGUUUUGGAAACAGCAACAACAACAAUGGUAACAGUUAUCAGGCUGGAGGAAUGGGCAUCUCGAGAUCCAACUCGAACUCGCCUGCGCCUAGAGCUGGAUCUGCGGCCAGCAACCGGACUACUCCGGCGACCUCGGCAGCAGCGCGUGCAGCGGCCGCCAAGCCUACUGCUGCUGGUAACAAGAGCGGGAAGAAAGAUGGUUGGGGAGAUGAUGAUGACUGGGCAAACUUCUAA
This is a messenger RNA of Linnemannia hyalina, 1425 nucleotides long. The record is from the annotation of a GenBank genome assembly. NCBI's taxonomy places the organism in Eukaryota, Fungi, Mortierellomycota, Mortierellomycetes, Mortierellales, Mortierellaceae.